Messenger RNA from Ustilaginoidea virens, 1062 nucleotides. RefSeq lists its product as uncharacterized. Gene Ontology annotation, molecular function: iron ion binding; C-4 methylsterol oxidase activity. Gene Ontology annotation, biological process: ergosterol biosynthetic process. Bases 1 to 1062 code for a protein of 353 amino acids. The record is from RefSeq and is a predicted model, not a curated record. NCBI's taxonomy places the organism in Eukaryota, Fungi, Ascomycota, Sordariomycetes, Hypocreales, Clavicipitaceae. The transcript has a single exon.
AUGUCGACGCCUAACGCGAAAGACUCCAUGAAAUCGACUUGGCGCUUCGCCGACAAGAACACAUGGGGUCUAGGCCACUGGGUGCUUCACCUCAUGAACGCUCAUCCCAUCGAUCCUGACAAGCCGAUUCCCAUACACGCCAAGACGGACAAGAUUCCCUAUUUAACACAAAAGUCGCAGCACGCAUGGGUACUUACACAUGCUUGUGCGCCCCUCCUCAUCCAUCAGGCCAUCUUGAACAUCACAGGGUGGCAGAAUCUCCACUAUGGACUCGUUUUCCUCCUUUACUUCUACGCCUUCCAGUUCAUUCUCGGUCACGAAUCGCGCACCAUCCGGAGAAUGGGCCAGAAAUGGGGUUUCCUAGAUGGCGAUGCCCAUCAGCGGGACGGCAUUCCUGACGUGGGCGCGACAAAAAUCAUGCUCUCUCUUGUGAAAGGCACAGCCGGCCGAGUCGCCAUGACGGUGUACUUCUCGUACGACCACUUCGUCCAGCCCCUUGACGUGCUGAGCGACUGGAAAUGGUGGGCGUGGCUCGCGCUCGAAAUUGGGCUCUACACCGUCAUCCUAGACUUUUGGUUCUACUGGUACCAUCGACUGAUGCACGAUGUGGGCUUUUUGUGGAAGUACCACCGCACGCAUCACUUGACCAAGCAUCCAAACCAGCUCCUAACGGCAUACGCAGACGAGGAGCAGGAGUUUUUCGAUCUUGUUGGCAUUCCCUUCAUUACCUACAUAUCCCUGAGAGCUAUGGGUCUCCCGCUGGGGUUCUACGAAUGGUGGAUUUGCCAUCAAUACAUUGCGUAUAUUGAAGUGGCGGGGCACAGUGGGCUCCGACUGCAUGCUGCAGGCUUGUCGACUUUGUACCCAAUCUUGAGGUACUUUGAUGCAGAGAUUGUGAUUGAGGAUCAUGACUUGCAUCAUCGAAAGGGGUGGCGCAAAAGUCACAACUACGGCAAGCAGACGAGGCUUUGGGAUCGUGUGUUUGGCACGUGUCUUGAGCGGAUUGAGUCGGCGCCGGAAAAUGUUGAUUACGAGAAUCAAGUUCAUGUGCCACUGUUGUAG